This is a messenger RNA of Pelmatolapia mariae (spotted tilapia), 1260 nucleotides long. RefSeq names its product tubulin alpha chain-like. NCBI's taxonomy places the organism in Eukaryota, Metazoa, Chordata, Actinopteri, Cichliformes, Cichlidae. Gene Ontology annotation, biological process: mitotic cell cycle; microtubule cytoskeleton organization. Gene Ontology annotation, cellular component: microtubule; cytoplasm. Gene Ontology annotation, molecular function: GTP binding; structural constituent of cytoskeleton. Bases 16 to 1260 code for a protein of 414 amino acids. The record is from RefSeq and is a predicted model, not a curated record. The transcript is spliced from 3 exons.
CAGCCAGACGGACAGAUGCCCUCUGACAAAAUUGUCGGAGGAGGCGAUGACUCCUUCAGCACAUUCUUCAGUGAGACACGAGCAGGAAAGCACGUUCCCAGAGCAAUCUAUGUUGACCUGGAACCAACUGUCAUAGAUGAGGUGCGUGCAGGAACCUACCGUCAGCUUUUCCACCCUGAGCAGCUGAUUACAGGAAAGGAGGACGCUGCCAACAACUAUGCCCGUGGCCACUACACCAUCGGCAAAGAGAUCAUAGAUUUGGUCCUGGACAGGACACGUAAACUGGCUGAUCAGUGCACUGGCCUGCAGGGAUUUCUCAUCUUCCACUCUUUUGGUGGAGGCACUGGCUCUGGUUUCACCUCCCUGCUGAUGGAGAGGCUCUCUGUUGAUUAUGGGAAAAAAUCAAAGCUCGAAUUUGCUGUUUACCCAGCCCCCCAGGUUUCCACAGCAGUGGUGGAGCCGUACAACUCCAUCCUGACCACCCACACCACCCUGGAGCACUCUGACUGUGCCUUCAUGGUGGACAAUGAGGCCAUCUAUGACAUCUGCCGCAGAAACCUUGACAUUGAAAGACCCACCUACACCAACCUUAACAGGCUGAUUGGCCAGAUUGUGUCCUCAAUUACAGCCUCACUUCGUUUUGAUGGAGCCCUGAAUGUUGACCUGACAGAGUUCCAGACCAACUUGGUGCCUUACCCCCGUAUCCACUUCCCUCUAGCCACCUAUGCUCCUGUCAUCUCCGCUGAGAAAGCCUACCAUGAGCAGCUGUCUGUAGCUGACAUCACCAAUGCCUGCUUCGAACCAGCUAAUCAAAUGGUGAAGUGUGAUCCUCGUCAUGGUAAAUACAUGGCCUGCUGUCUGCUGUAUCGUGGUGAUGUGGUGCCCAAAGAUGUCAACUCUGCUAUCGCAGCCAUCAAGACCAAACGCACCAUCCAGUUUGUGGACUGGUGCCCCACUGGCUUCAAGGUGGGUAUCAACUACCAGCCUCCAACUGUGGUUCCUGGUGGAGACCUGGCCAAGGUGCAGAGGGCCGUGUGUAUGCUGAGCAACACCACAGCCAUCGCUGAGGCCUGGGCCCGACUGGACCACAAGUUUGACCUGAUGUACGCCAAGAGAGCCUUUGUUCACUGGUAUGUUGGGGAGGGCAUGGAGGAAGGAGAGUUCUCAGAGGCCAGAGAAGAUAUGGCUGCUCUGGAGAAGGAUUAUGAAGAGGUGGGUGCUGACUAUGUGGGGGAGGAUGAAGAGGGAGAAGAAUACUGA